Talpa occidentalis (Iberian mole) is the source of this 6801-nucleotide messenger RNA. RefSeq names its product tetraspanin 14 (gene TSPAN14). NCBI's taxonomy places the organism in Eukaryota, Metazoa, Chordata, Mammalia, Eulipotyphla, Talpidae. The coding region runs from base 114 to 926 and encodes 270 amino acids. Gene Ontology annotation, cellular component: membrane. The record is from RefSeq and is a predicted model, not a curated record. Gene Ontology annotation, biological process: protein maturation; regulation of vascular endothelial growth factor signaling pathway; protein localization to plasma membrane. The transcript is spliced from 9 exons.
CCCUCGGACGGACGGAGUCGCGCCCUCCCUCCCGGAGCCGCCGAACUUGCUGUAACUUCCUCGGCCGAGCCCGGCCGCCGCCGCCGCCGUGCCGGGAUCCUGCUUCUCAGAAGAUGCACUAUUACAGAUACUCUAAUGCCGAGGUCAGCUGCUGGUACAAGUACCUCCUUUUCAGCUAUAACAUCAUCUUCUGGUUGGCUGGUGUUGUCUUCCUUGCAGUCGGACUGUGGGCAUGGAGCGAAAAGGGGGUGCUGUCUGACCUCACCAAAGUGACCCGGCUCCAUGGAAUCGACCCCGUGGUGCUCGUCCUGAUGGUGGGCGUGGUGAUGUUCACGCUGGGCUUUGCCGGCUGCGUGGGGGCCUUGCGGGAAAACAUCUGCCUGCUCAAGUUUUUCUGCAGUGCCAUUGUGCUCAUCUUCUUCCUGGAGCUGGCCGUGGCCGUGUUGGCCUUCCUGUUCCAGGACUGGGUGAGGGACCGCUUCCGGGAGUUCUUUGAGAGCAACAUCAAAUCCUACCGGGACGACAUCGACCUGCAGAACCUUAUUGACUCCCUUCAGAAAGCAAACCAGUGCUGUGGGGCAUUUGGCCCUGAAGAUUGGGACCUCAACAUCUACUUCAACUGUAGUGGCGCCAGCUAUAGCCGUGAGAAGUGUGGGGUGCCUUUUUCCUGCUGCGUGCCGGACCCUGCGCAAAAAGUUGUGAAUACACAGUGUGGAUAUGAUGUCAGGUCUCAGCUGAAGAGCAAGUGGGAAGAGUCCAUCUUCAUCAAAGGCUGUAUCCAGGCGCUGGAAGGUUGGCUCCCGCGGAACAUUUACAUCGUGGCUGGCGUAUUUAUCGCCAUCUCGCUGCUGCAGAUAUUUGGCAUCUUCCUGGCGAGGACCUUGAUCUCUGACAUUGAGGCAGUGAAGGCUGGCCACCAUUUCUGAGGAGCAGAGCGAGUGGAGCGAGCUGAGCCAGGCUGUGGAGGCCAGAAUCCUUCACUGUCAUUAACUUUAUGUCCAGUGAAAGCGAAGUGGACACGCGCAACUGGAGCCAGCACCCCAUCUUCAGCAUCAGAGUGACAUGACCUGUUUCUGCUUGUUGGUGCUGAAGACAGAGACUAUGUCUUUGAGUGGGAUGGUGACUGACAGGCAGACUGUGGCUUUGACGAGGCUUGACUUGGUCCUCCUGGAGCCCAACUGUGUCUACAGGGCCCCACCCCCGCCCCCAGCCUCCUUAUCAUUCAUGUCAUUUGUGCUGGCCUGUAGGGCAGCCUCAUCUGUGAAUAGGACGCUGGUAGAGGAGCCAGCAGGUGUGGACAGACCUCCCAGCAGCAUAUGGGCGCUGCCUGCAAUUGGGACGGGAGUUUUACACUUGCAGUCAGAGGCGCAAGUGGACCUCUGAGUCCAGUAGGACCUUGGUGUCUGCACAAUUUGGGGCUUGUUUGCAGGCUCCUCAGCCAUGUCCAAGUGAAGUAGCCUGAGCCACUGUGUGGACUGGAGCCGUGGGCUCAGGCCACUUGCCCACUGCCCCUCCCUCUCAGCAGCAUUAUGCCCUGUUGGCACAAGGGGAGCUAUGGGCAUGGUUCUCUGUUGAGAGCCGGCUCUCUUUUUCUUACAGUGUGUAAAUAAUUUAUUUAUAGCAUAAGGAUGUUUUCACACCAUUUCUUCAUUUCCUCCGGCAUUCUCCUCCAAGCAGCCUUACACAGUGUCUGGGACUGAAGCCAUCCCUUUCAGUUCCCAUGAGUGUCUCAAGAACUCCCCCAUUGCUUCUCCUUUUCAUCCCUAACAACCCCAUUAAGUGCACAUAUGUGUCCCUUCUCUGUGCGCCCCCAACAUGCACACACCCACACCCUCCCUAGCUGGAACUCAUUGUCUUCUAGUCUUGGUGCUACUGAAACUGUCCCUGGAACUUGAAUCUGAUCUCCCCUCUCCCUUCCCUCCCCAGGAGCUCUAGGCAGAGAUAGCCAGCCUGAAGCCUUUGGCCACGGCUCCUCUCAAACAUUUGCCACGAGCCUGCCGGCCAGCCUGGCAUUUGCCUGUCCCUGGAGAGAGAAGCUGUGCAGCCAGGCCCCGAGCCCACCCGCAGACCCCAGCCUGCGACCGUUCAGAUGCUCGGCAUGUUUUGUUACCAACUCUCGUGGCAACUCCGCCAGGCCGAGAUAUAUGUGGUCACUGUGUCUGCCCUUCCUGUCAGGGCUAUUCUGGGGCUUGCUCUUGGAAAUGAAGUCUGUUUUAUGUGCUGAUUAACCCCUGCUGGGAAUAGAUAGCUGGGGCAUUUGUCCAUCUUUGGCUGCUUUCUAAUAUUUCUCUGGGUCUUGUACCAGUUCUGUCCUUUUUGUUCAGGGGUUGAGUGCUACCUUCACUUAAUUGCUGAAGUGUACAUUCUAGUGCUGUGUAUGUUCAUUGUAGUGUCUGUUCAUGAUGUUAUUAUAAUUUUUUUUUUUUUACCAUUUUCUCUGUAGCCUAGGGAAUGAAGAGAAUGGUUUUUUUUUUUUUUUUUUUUUGCCAAACUUUUAUGGAAUAUAUCUUUGUAUUAAAGGUAUUGUUUUAGCUGUUUGUGUUUUGGCAUUAAACAUCUCAGUGGUACACUCACUUGCCAAGGGAACCAGUGGGAUAGGGUGUGAUAGAUACCACAGAAGGGUAGAUGGCCCAGUCCUUCACUGGCACAAUCUGAAGUAAAUUUCAUAAGUGAUUUUUCUUUUUAGAUUCUAUGUGCCACUUUCAAUUAUCCUUUGUUUGGAGGUGACAGCUGGGACAAGCUGGCUUGUGGCUUAGCUCUGCCCAGCUAGAAGUAUGAGAUGGAAGGAUUCUGACUCCAUAGGCCUGGAAGAUACAUUACUUUAGGUUCUCUCUCCCUAGCCCCAGGCAAUAUCCAGACAAAAGAGCUUGGGGACAGUGAGUUGGAAUCUUGGCACUGCUACUGCAUGAGCUAUAUGUCCUAGACCUGCUAGCCUGUUUUUGAAAGAGUAAGUGGCUGUGUCCACCUUGCUAGGUACCUUUCCAGGUGCCCCAGACCCUCAUGCAGGUGUGUGGAUACCAACACCUGGUGGACAGCUGCCACAAUCCCAUCAUUCAGGUAGACCUGGUGACUGGGCCCUUUGAGAGUCUCUCCAAAGAGCAUAGUCCAGUUCAAGGUGAAUUCUAGCUGUGACUUUUUCACAGCUGGAUUUGUUUUUCAAUUAAUUUACAGAACUGCUGGGCCAUUUUCAACCAUCUCAGCUGACUGAGUUGUUGGAUGAGGGUAGAAAAGAAGCCCAGGAUCAGGGGUGCACACAGGAGCAUUUCCAGUGGAGAAGGGUCCUCCUCAGAGAGCUACACUCCCAGGCCCUUCCCACCCACUGCCGUCCUGGCCCGCCUACCCCGAAUCCCUCCCCCUUCACGCUUUGAUGUUUCAGAGUCUCUCCCUGUUGUGCCCUCCUGCCCACCUCCUCCUAGGACUUUACCACUUUGUUGCUGAUUCCACUGCGUCUGCCUCUCUCCCCAUCACAUGUACCCCAUCUUCCCACAGCUUACCUGGGCCCUCUUGCCUCUUUCCCAGGCAGCUUCUUAGCGGGGCUGUCUUGUUACCCAUCACCCCAACCCACCCCCACUCUGCAGUCACCAGACCCAAGUGGGCAUCUGCAACGUCUGACUUUGGACCACUCUGUCCUCCAAAUCCUUGGCUUGGGCCCGUGCUUGCCAGGUCACUGAUCUCUCUCCCCGUGCUUUGUAUGCCUCCACUGCACCUGCCACUGUCCCCCUUACCAGGGUCCAGGGUCUCACAGGGCAGUGCUGUGAGCUGGGCAGGAAAACCAGUGGCACUGGUUGGUGCACGAGAAGCCUAUGUUUGUCUUUACCAUGUGAGCAGCAAUAAAAAUUAAUGGAUAUACAACCUUUCUGGAACAUAGGAAGUGCUCAGAGUACCUACUUAACAGUAAGCUCCUUCAAUCACAAGAACAGCUCCGAGGAAGCCAUAUUUGUGCCCAAAACUUUAGACUUGGAGAAAGGGAAGGUAUUGCCAAGGAUUUGGAAGAACUGGUUCAAACUCUGAAAGCCUUGCCCAGAACCUGUACCUGCCAUUAAAAUAGGUUUGGUGCCCAUCAGUCUUGGAUUCUGAAUUAGCUCGUGCUGAGCAAAACCAGCAGAGGGCAAGCCAGAGAAGCAGAGGCUUCCUGAGGUUAUCCACUUAAUUGAACUCUAUUGACAGGUUAACAGGCGUUUGGAGAAAGCCAGAGAACACUGAUUCCUGCCUCAUACCUGGAUUUGGAUGCUUGGUUUGGCUUUGGGGACCCAUGGGAGAACAUGGUAUUUCUCCCAAGGAGCUCAGCUCCACCUUGCGCUGGAGAUCCUGUCUCUGGGCACUGGGCUUACUUCUCUGCAAUCCCACUGGAGACAGCCUUCUUUCCAGGAGACAUCAGCAGGGGAUCCCUUGGGGUAUCAUGGCCAUGCACAUAGAGCCAAGUGGCCAGAGGAGGCUGGAUCAAAGACUGACUAAGGAGGGGAAGGGCCUCAGUCUCGGCAGCAGGGACCACCUGAUUACUCAUUAGCCAAAAACCUCAGAGCAUGGAUGGUGGAGGCUUAGAGAAAGGAGAGGGGCUAUUACAUGGGUCCCACAAGGCAUCCUCUUACCCUGGGAAGGUCCUGCUCAGGCCUCAGGUACUUUAGCUCUGUCACCAAGUGGUCUGAUGCCCUCAGCUGUACCUGGUGAGUGGUACAUCUGUGAGACCUGCAUGGUGGGCUUCUCUAGCUCCAGGGUGAUGCAGGUGCUUGUGUCCACAGGACCAAAGGAUUUUCAGGUUGUCUACCUCCAAAUCGUGGUCACCUGUCCCCAGUGAUGAAUCAUGGUGUACAGGUACUUCCAUGUGCUUGUCUGUCAUCCAAGAGGGUGUCACCCGGGUCUCUCUGGCAGACUGGGCCUCCUGAAGAACCAUUCUCGUGCAUCUGGGAGUGCUCUCCAAAAAUCCAAACAGCCAUGUAUAAUUAUGAUUUUCCUAGGACCUUGUAUAGUCAACGGGACCUGGCCUCUCCUCAGAGGCUGCAAUAAAGGCAUAUUCAUUCUCAAAAUGCUUUUGGGGUUCCCAAGGUGGCUCAGGGAAAUCUGAAGGGGACACUGCACAAUGCGGACUGUGAUAAAACUUGGGAGGAAAAUAAAGUUAAGGAUACAUACAUCCAAGUGGACAUUGUUCUGCUAAAGUUACCCAUUUUAGAGAUUCCAGCUUUGGAGGAAUUGAAGUACAAAUUCCUUGCAAAGGUCUGAGACAAUCAUUUCUUCUUGCGUUGUAUAGCUUAUAUUUUAGCAGGGGUUUCAAAUGCAUGGUUUAAUAACCACCAGAAUAAAUUAUCACCUUGCACUGUAAUUUUAUCACCUCAAACAACUUUUAAACUAAUUUUGUUUAUAAGUAAAAACAAUCUAAAUAUAGUGUGAAGUGAAAAGACUGUCUCCUGUGUCCCAGAGGCAACCAUUAUUAAGUACCCUUCCAAAAAAUGUCCAUGUAUAUUCAAACAUAUUUUCUAUACCAUUGAGAAUCAUAUUUUACAUAGUACUCUGCAAUUAAUGUUACAGAACGCAUCUCGCCAUUCCUUUCCCACUGGUACAUCCAUGGUGCGUUUUCCCAGUCACUGGCCAUUGCAGAACGGCGGAGUGAAUUACUUUGCUCUGUAACAGGGAGUAGGUUCACAGCGGGUAACAGAAAACCCAGUGCAAACUGGCCUAAACCAUGAAGGACGCCUUUGGCCCUGAGACUGGAAAGUCCAGGGGCGAGGUUGGUUAGAUCUGAGUGGCUCUGAUGCCAGCUGCAGGAUCUAGUUUCCUGCUCUGCUCUGCCUCCCAGUGUCCCGCUCUCCUAAGCCAGAGGAAGGGACCACGGACAACACCUCCAGCCUCUGAUAUGGCUAGUGGGGAAGUGUUUCAGGGACAGACACCCCAGAAACCCCUGGGCUUGCCCAUCCCACCAAGAGCGCAUGCCCGGAAUUUACAGAUACUGGGGAAGGGGGUGGACACUGGGGAGCUGACAGCAACACUUCAGUGAACACACAUAGUUGGUGCGGACUUUUGCUCUUCGCAGGACUUAUAAACCCCCACAGUACUCUGUUACUGGAAUUACUUCCUGAAAGGGCUCAGAGGAAACACAUUUUGAAAGAUGGUCUUCAAGAAGGUGGAAUGGCAACCUACUGAGAGGAUACUGGGGGCAGAGGCGUGCUUGUGACUGCCAGGCGGUGGUGGGUGUGUACAGGGUUCCCUGAGUGUUGUGAUGUACAGGGUGACCAAGGGUGGUAAGGGCAGUGGGAGUGAUGCCUCCCCAAGGAAGUCCCCCUGCAGCUGCAGCCCCGUGAUCUGCAACAGCACAAGUUCCACAGGGAGGCAAGCUGGGCAAGGGAGUCCAGCCUUCUGACUUUGCCUGGGGAGGUGACUGGUUGGUUGGGAAUGCAGGGUUUUUGGGUGCCAUUCUCGUGUGUAGAUAAGGACAUGCACUCAGAGCCAGUGCUGCCCGUGGUGGCACAGGGAGGGAGCUGCAAAGUACAGGCAGGCACAGUGGGCUCCUGCCAGCUGUAGGGUGUGGCACUGAUGACAUCAAGGAGCAGCCGCAUCUCUCUGAAAGCCCUGGUGCCCAGCGAUGGGGCUCUGGUAUUCACUGCCUGACUACUGCCUCCCCAUGGGAUGAUCCUGUUUUCUGGAAAAAUGCAGCAUCACUCUGGGUCUGGUGGACCCCAAUUGUCUAGAUGGCAGAGAGGCAGGAACAUGCUGCAGGCAAAAUAGGAGAGGUGGAUCCAGGGCAGUUGGGGAGGGAUGAUGAGGAUCUGGCUCUGUGCAAGUGCUCCUCCAGCAGAACAGGGCUGGGGC